GCUCCCUAUGACGUCAACUCGGAGCCGGCGCGGCCGUGACGCGCAGGCCGGGCCGGGCCGGGCCGUGCCUGGCCGGGACAGGGGCGGCGGCGGCGGGCCGGGCCCCGGGAUGGCGAUGUUCCGCAGUCUGGUGGCCUCGGCUCAGCAGCGGCAGCCGCCAGGCGGGCCCGCAGGCGGCGACAGCGGCCUGGAGGCGCAGUACAGCUGUCCCAUCUGCCUGGAAGUCUACCAUCGGCCCGUGGCCAUCGGCAGCUGCGGACACACGUUCUGCGGGGAGUGCCUCCAGCCGUGCCUGCAGGUGCCGUCUCCCCUGUGCCCGCUGUGCCGCCUGCCCUUCGACCCCAAGAAGGUGGACAAGGCCGCCCACGUGGAGAAGCAGCUUUCGUCUUACAAGGCACCCUGCCGGGGCUGCAGUAAGAAGGUACCACAGCCUCCCUAGCCCGGGGGCUCCAGUGGGCGCGCAGGGGAGCUGGGCACGGGCCACUCCCUUCCCUGUUGAGCAGCCCGCCGCUCCACUCGCUUCCUGCGGGCCCUGCGUGUGGCCUGGGCUCCGGGCUGUGGCUGGCGCAGGGACACAGGCUGAGCUGAGCCCACCCUGAUGCAGCCUCGACACCCCAGUGACCCCCGCACUGCAGGCGGCGACUGCAGUGGGGCCCAGCCCGCCCACCCUGUCCCGGCACCCGCUGCCCGCUCAGGCGGGCACACCACUCUGCGGGGGACCCGGCCCGGGAACGGAGUGGCAAGUUCGGUUUUCAGAUUUUGCCAUCGCUCGGGUUAACUCGGGUUAACGAGUUCUUCCGCGUUAUCACAGUAGGCAGCAGCCCUGUUGCUUUGUCCUCAAGGUCGAAGGUCAGACUGUCCAGGGGCCGCCCUGAGCUCGCAGCGAGGGGCCGCCGUGGCCUCCUUCAGGCGCACGUGCCCCUCCCUCCCGGCAUGAGAGCGGAGCAGGCUGUCGGCUCUGGUGUGAGGUGGCCCCCACCCUUGGCCUCGGUUCCGUCAUGGUCGUGGUUCCGUCCACACGUGCGGGCCCAGCGGGGCAGGCUUGCUCCGGGCCCCCGGGCCUGGGCAGAGCGGGGGCCGGGCCGGCAUCGGGAGGACCCCUCGUGGAGGCAGCUGCCCCUCCUGCUCCCUCUCCGCCUCCUCGGUGCUGGGAACUAGGUUCCCGUGUGGCCGCCCGGGAGGGCUGCCGCGCCUCUUCCGCCUCGGGUCAUUCCGGCCGGCCUGCUCCCGGCAGCCCAGCCGGCGCGCCUCCCCUGCCCCGCGCUGAGCCGGUCCCGCCUUCGGCCAGAACGGGCCACCCGGGCAGCCGAGAAGCUUGUAUCUUGUUCGGGUUCCUACCUCUUGGUAAAGAGUUCGCUGGACGUUCGACUGUCCAGAAUUUUGCCUGCUGGCUCCCGUUACAAGGGGUGUUUUCUCCCAAAUAGACACCCUCCCUGUCCCCUCGCGGGCCGCCCCUCGCCUGCGGCUCCCCAGGGCCCGGAGGCCCG
Messenger RNA from Physeter macrocephalus (sperm whale), 1487 nucleotides. RefSeq names its product E3 ubiquitin-protein ligase RNF166-like. The record is from RefSeq and is a predicted model, not a curated record. Gene Ontology annotation, molecular function: ubiquitin protein ligase activity. The transcript is spliced from 2 exons. Lineage: Eukaryota; Metazoa; Chordata; Mammalia; Artiodactyla; Physeteridae. Bases 8 to 439 code for a protein of 143 amino acids. Gene Ontology annotation, biological process: protein polyubiquitination; ubiquitin-dependent protein catabolic process.